Molecule: messenger RNA, 3656 nt
Organism: Solea senegalensis (Senegalese sole)
Lineage: Eukaryota; Metazoa; Chordata; Actinopteri; Pleuronectiformes; Soleidae
Gene: mat2aa
Product: methionine adenosyltransferase II, alpha a
Exons: 9
Coding region: 256-1446 (396 amino acids)
Biological process (GO): S-adenosylmethionine biosynthetic process
Cellular component (GO): cytosol; methionine adenosyltransferase complex
Molecular function (GO): ATP binding; methionine adenosyltransferase activity
Source: RefSeq, a predicted model, not a curated record
GUCUGUGUUCAACAACAUUGGCUGCUGGGAAAUUACUAGAAGGCUCAGUAAACACAUAAGAACUCGUCCAAAGCAAGGGUUUUUGGCUCACGGGUUAAUUAACUGACUAAAUCCUGUUACGGCGUUAAGUCUUUGUGUCUGAGACGAACAGUUCACCUGUGUAAAAAGCUGUUUGAACGGCAGCAGGUGUGUGACUGUGUUAGUAAGUGUAGCGUCUGAGCGGCUAGCUGAGUUAGCUUCCUGUUACUGACUAAAAUGAGCCAAAACCUCAACGGCUUCCAUGACGACUCGUUCUCGGAUGAAGACGGCUUCCUCUUCACGUCCGAGUCAGUGGGAGAAGGACAUCCCGAUAAGAUCUGUGAUCAAAUCAGUGAUGCAGUGUUGGAUGCACACCUCAGCCAAGAUCCAGAUGCCAAAGUAGCAUGUGAGACUGUAGCUAAGACGGGGAUGAUACUGCUGGCUGGGGAGAUCACCUCCAGGUCCAACGUCGACUACCAGAAGAUUGUGAGAGAGACCAUCAGAGAUAUUGGUUAUGAUGAUUCCUCUAAAGGCUUUGACUAUAAAACCUGUAAUGUGCUGGUGGCUUUAGAGCAACAGUCCCCUGACAUUGCUCAGGGUGUUCACCUGGAUCGAAAAGAAGAGGACGUGGGAGCAGGCGACCAGGGUCUGAUGUUUGGCUACGCCACCGAUGAGACUGACGAGUGUAUGCCCCUCACCAUUGUCCUGGCUCACAAGCUCAAUGCCAAGAUAGCCGAGUUGCGCCGGAAUGGAACCCUGCCAUGGCUGCGACCCGAUUCCAAAACUCAGGUGACCAUACGGUACAGGCAGGACCGAGGUGCAAUGGUGCCACUACGUGUCCACACUGUUGUUGUGUCUGUGCAGCACGAUGAGUGUGUAAGUUUGGAGGAGAUGCGUCGCUGUCUGAAGGAGCAGGUGGUGACUGCUGUGAUUCCUAGUGGGUACCUUGACGACAACACCAUAUAUCACCUGCAGCCCAGUGGCCGUUUUGUCAUUGGAGGACCACAGGGUGAUGCUGGUCUGACUGGGCGCAAGAUCAUCGUCGACACUUAUGGGGGUUGGGGCGCUCAUGGAGGCGGAGCUUUCUCUGGAAAGGACUACACAAAGGUAGACCGCUCUGCUGCUUAUGCCGCCCGCUGGGUGGCCAAAUCUCUGGUAAAAGCUGGGCUCUGCAGGCGUGUACUGGUCCAGGUAUCCUAUGCUAUUGGAGUGGCCCAUCCCCUCUCCAUCUCCAUCUUCCACUAUGGGACCUCCCAGAUGAGUGAGAAGCAGCUGCUGGACAUUGUGAAGAAAAACUUUGACCUACGUCCUGGAGUUAUUGUGAGGGAUCUUGACUUGAAGAAGCCCAUCUAUCAGCGCACAGCAGCGUACGGUCACUUUGGCCGUGACAUCUUUACAUGGGAGGUGCCCAAGAAGCUGAAAUUAUGACCCCAUUUUCUAAUCUUCCAGAUGGCCUUAGGUGUCUCACAGCUAAACAUAUUUCUCUUCUUCCUUCCUUUCUCCUUCUUCUUCCCUUCCUCCUUACACACACACACACAGCCACAUCACAACAGCCUUUCUUACACUAAAAAUCACCUAACUUUCCCACCUGCUGGUUGUGUACACAACCUAGAAGAGAAAAACUUCAAAUGUCCAUACAAAUAUGAGAAUAUUAGGCUCAUGUACAGUUUUGAAGGGUUAACAGUUAUUUAGUUGUCCACACACUGAGAUUCAUAUUAAAAUUAGUUUUAGACAUAUUUCUAACAGAACCAUGUGCGUAUUUACCAGUAAUGCAAACAUUUCUGGCAUCCUUCACCUUUUUAAAGUGUUUGUAGUUAAGUGUGGCGUCCUCUGAUUUAUCGUUAAUGGCAACAUGUCAUUUCCAGUGUGCAAUGUUAUUGCCUACUCCAUGUUUCACUUCUUGUCCCAUUCCCAACACUGAGUGACCCAAGCCACUUUCACAGAGAGUAGCUUUAAUUUUGUUGAGUUCAUAGCCAUUUAGUGUUGCAUCAAGCUCUUUUAAAAUGCAGACGGCACAAACAUGUCAAACACUGGCUGAAUGUAGUUUAGUUUACUCAUUUUCUUGUGUGCGUCUCUUCAGACCACGAGUUUCUGACGUUUUACAGAGAAGUCAGAAGCUGCUAAUGACUCCUGGUUGUGUUGAGCUGCACCAUGAAACCACUCCGAUUUUUUUUGUACUUUAAGUUGUUUUAAAAGUCAUUGUGAAUGUUUGAGAUAAUGUCAAUGUUUUACUGACCAAAAGCAAAGGUAUGGUCCAGCGCUUACACUUUCUCAGACUGACCUGGGUGUAGUUACAGAGAAACCCAGGCUCGGGUGCUUUUGGACAAUGGCUGUCUUUUAUUACCUGCAGCAAGACUUGUCUCGAAGUGGUAAUGUACUAGUUACUGUAUCUAAAAGCAGUUCACCACUCAGUUGCACAUCCUCAAACUUUUAGUCACACCUGCACGUAAUAUAUAAAUAUACUUGACAGUUAUGAUAGACCAUAAAGAGCGGACACACCGAGACGAGAGGCAGCGCACACUGAAUGUAAGAUGAGAGUUUUGUUUAAGUGAGAACAUGAUUUUUAAAUCUACUGGAAUUGCACAACAGGAUAGCUCAAGUUACCCAAAAUGUCCCCUGUUUUAAAUGUUCCAUCUAUACAGCAUCAGCUUUCAAAAAGGGUUUUUCCCUUUUGGGUGAAACACUGACUAGAUAGAGAAUAGGUCCCACCUAACAGUGCCAUAAAUAAGAUGUAUAAUUGAUUUUCUGCGCCUACAGUGAUCAUAAUCACCUAAAACUAUUUCAUUAAGUAGCACCUGCUAUUGAUGCAGAUGACUGACACGAUCUGUCAUGUCAGUCAUCUGCAUGAUUACUAGCCGAAUUUGUUUCGGAUAGUUUCUAUAGAAUUCUUAACCCUGAGGCUUGAAUUCCGCUAUGUUGACUUUAAAUUUAGCAAAUCGUAAUAUUUGAAUAUAUUAUUAUUAUUAUUAUUAUUAUUAUUAUUAUUGGAAUAUAUAUGGCUUAAUAUACAUGUUUUUAAAACCCAAAAUAACCCUAAAGUAUUGAGAGUAACUUUAAGUUGUUGCUUUUCUCCUGAUAAACGACAGAAGGAAGGCUAGAUGCACUUCACACAUUAGUGGGGCACUGUGUCCUUAAAUAUAAAGAUUCUAAUUAUUUUGUUGUACUUCUGGUCAGAUAGCCCUGUUUUGGCACCACCUUGUGGUUCCAGAGUGUACUGCAGAGGAGCCUAACACUUUUGACAAGCCAUAGGACGUUGCUGUUGCUUACUCAAAAAUAUGUUUGCGUCCUCUAACUCAUCCACAGACACACGCUUGGUUGGUGUUGUACAGAGAAACCAGCCGGUUUACAUAGUCUGUUGAUGCUUGUUAAGAGUUUUUGUUUUUUUCUCCCCGCCAAUAGUUUUUCAACGAUGGGAAGUUGCUGUUAUUGUGGUUGCUAAAUGUGUAAAAGUGCCUUUUCUGCAAACCCCCUUUUCCCUUUUUUCCUAAAUAUCUGACUCCUGAUCUACUGCACACAGACACACGCCAUCCUUAAGGCUGCGAAAACCUGCUCCCCAGUAGUUUAAACCGAGGACUCCGAUUUGGUGUUGAGUUUCUCUUUUAAACCCUUCCAAUAAACUGUGCACUUGCUCAUGCUUA